AUGUGGCCUCAGAGUCUCAGGCGUUCUUCCUCUGGCACCUCUGCCAGUUCCUUUGACUCGCUGGAAGACUUUCUAUCUGAGUUCGAGGUGGUCAACAAGGAGGACACAGCCCAGAGCAGAGCUGGACCUCCGCAGCCUGGCCAUGGCACAGCAUCCAGGGGAGUCCCUUGGGCACCUCGGCCUCCGCGGCCUGCUGUGCGGCUGAGCACGCACCCUUACCAGCCUGCUCGCCAAGUAAAGAAGCUUGCGCAGGACGCAGCGCUGCCAGACGCAGUUUCCAGUGGGGCAUCUGCAGCUCCUGGGCACAGCCAUGGCUACCAGCAGCUGGCUCUGCUGCCCAUCCCCGAGCCAGAACAGGCAGCUCCAGCCCCAACCGACCCUGAUGUGUCCCCCUGCACCGCCCCAGCACUCCCCAGAGUUGACUGGGGCCACCUGUCAGAGCCCACCGGCAGGCCAUCCUUGAGGCCCGCCAGGCAUGUUGCAGUGCAAGCGCAGCAGCAGAGGCAGGUAGCACUGUCACCCAGCAGGGCGCCCCUGGAGCAGUUUGCAGAGCAGCUGCAGGCAGACCUGGGAGGCACCCUGGGCCGCCCACCCAGCCCCUUCCACCCCACUCAGCAAUCCACCCCUCUGCCCCAUCCACAGAGCCAUCAGGCAGAAUCUCCACAGCAGCCGGCAGCUGCGGCAGAAGCUGGGCGCGCAGCUGCGCCGGCGCCGGCAGCCGGGCCGCGGCCACGGCAGCCGCAUGCGCUAUUCCCUCCGGCGGCUGGGAUUAGUAGCAGCGGCGUGCCGGAGCCGCCGCGUGAGGCGGCCAGCAGGCCGGAGGGGCCGAGCCAGAUCAGGCAGGUGCUGCAGGGGGGAACCCCGGGCCUCCAGCCACCGCGGCCACCGCCGGCCGUCGAGCCACUACCUAGAGAUCCCGGGCCGGUGCGGCCGCAGCCGCAGAUGGGGGGCGGCGGCAGCAUUCCAAAGAGCCCUGUGCCGUCAACGCUGCGCAUGUCGCAGCAGGUGCUGCGCAAGAAGCCCAAGGACUUUGAAUCGGAGCUUCUGGACCGCCUUCUCAACAGCUACGCGCCAUCUGCUCCUGCUCCAGUGUCGGGUUCGGUGCCGUCGCCGACAAAGCCGGCGUUCAACGCGUUUCAUCUGCCGGUUUCGCGCGCGCUGCUGAUCACCGUCGUGCUGGCACUCAUGGGAGUGCCUCUUCUGCUGUUCAUGGGGGGGCGGCUGCAUGCGCAGCACCAGAGGUCGCAGGUGUAUGUGGGCGCUGUGUCAGCGCUGACAUCAUCGGGCGAACCACUGAAUGCCUCGCCUGAGGACGCCCUACAAGGAGGGUAUGGGCUGGAGAACGCAACAGGGAGGCUGCAUAAGCUGCCAGGGGAGGAGCAUCAUGCAGGGGUCUCACCUCCAGAGGAAAUAGAGCCAGUGGAUGUGGAGCAUGAUCAUAGCGCAAAGCACAAGAGGAGUCAGAUUGGGCUCAAGCUCUUGUCGCUGAGAGUCACGCUGUCAGUCAGGGAGGUUCUGGAUCCACCACCUUGGGAGAAUUGA
Messenger RNA from Coccomyxa subellipsoidea C-169, 1542 nucleotides. RefSeq lists its product as hypothetical. The transcript has 7 exons. The record is from RefSeq and is a predicted model, not a curated record. NCBI's taxonomy places the organism in Eukaryota, Viridiplantae, Chlorophyta, Trebouxiophyceae, Coccomyxaceae. The coding region runs from base 1 to 1542 and encodes 513 amino acids.